AUGUCUGAUCUCUAUCUCUCCCGCAUUCGAAACUGGUUCCUCAGUUCGCCCCCGGCAGAAUGGGCCAUCAAGGGACUCCGCGAAACCCUUAUCGGCGCCUUGAAGCAGGGCCCCAUCCCUCGCCACGUGGCUUUCGUUAUGGACGGUAAUCGAAGGUAUGCCCGGAGUCACAAGAUCGAGACCAUUGAGGGCCACCAUCUCGGCUUCGAGGCACUUGCGAGGGUCCUCGAAAUAUGCUACAAGUGCGGUGUCGAGGUCGUGACAGUUUACGCUUUCAGCAUCGAGAACUUCAACCGCCCAAAGUACGAGGUCGAUGGCCUGAUGCAGCUGGCAAAGGUCAAGCUGGAGCAACUGAUUCAGCAUGGAGAACUACUUGAACGAUACGGUGCCAGCGUCCGCGUGUUGGGCGAGCGUGAUCUUUUGAGCGACGAUGUGCUCGAGGUUAUCGACCGUGCCGUUUCCACAACCAAGAACAACAAGAAGUGCAUCUUGAACAUUUGCUUCCCAUACACAUCCCGAGAGGAAAUGACGACAGCCAUCCGUUCCACGGUCGAGGAGUACUCGAAAUCAUCCGCCCCGAAGAGCACGCCCUUCUCGCAGACGCGCAUUACACAAAAGAUUAUGUCCAAGCAGGGAGACAAGAGCGAGAAGAGCGAAAGCGACAACUCGUCUUCGGGACAAGAGCCGCCGCACAGCCUAGCCGAAUCAGACGAUAAUGAAGACUCCAUGUCGUCCACCACGACACUAUACCCAGAUUCCCCAGGCCGCGUCUCCAAGGACGGCUCCAACAACAUUACCAUAUACCCCAACGCCGAGAACAUCACGGCCGAGACGAUCGAUAAGCACAUGUACACGGCCGACUGCCCACCGCUAGACAUGUUUGUGCGGACCAGUGACGUGGAGAGAUUGAGCGACUUUAUGCUGUGGCAGUGCCACCAAGAUACCCAAAUGUUUUUCCUCAAGUGUUUCUGGCCUGAGUUUGACCUGCGGCAUUUCCUCCCUGUCCUGCUGGAGUGGCAGUGGCGGCAGAAGAAGAAGGCGAUGGAGGAGGGGCCUCGACAGCGGGUCAAGGCGGCCUAG
Messenger RNA from Sordaria macrospora k-hell, 1080 nucleotides. RefSeq lists its product as uncharacterized. Gene Ontology annotation, molecular function: ditrans,polycis-polyprenyl diphosphate synthase [(2E,6E)-farnesyl diphosphate specific] activity. The record is from RefSeq and is a predicted model, not a curated record. Lineage: Eukaryota; Fungi; Ascomycota; Sordariomycetes; Sordariales; Sordariaceae. Gene Ontology annotation, cellular component: lipid droplet; membrane; endoplasmic reticulum.